GGUAAAAAUAAUUAAUAAAUAAUAGAAAUAUUUUAUUUUUGUUAUUUAUUUUUACCUACGUGGCUUUCCCGAAAAAAAACCUAAGAGUAUAAAGAAAGGACACUCGGGCACGUUCGUUCGUCGUCGUCAAAGAGCGUGGCCUCCGAAGUGAAACUAUAUAACAGGCGACGUUUCGGAAAGCGACUCCUUCCUCGGAGCGUUGUUGGCGGUGGAAAGUUUAGUCGGCCAUCUUACGUGGGGACACCCCUCUGUUACUGAGGGGGGGGGCGGUCCCCCCCCUGACCGACCCACUGCGAUGACGUCACGUAGCGUAGCAAACCAACCCCGUUACACAUCCCUACGCAAGAUGGCCUCGUGUGCGAGUCACUCGCCCCGCCCCCCGUCAAGGCGGGCCGCCAUGCCGUCUCCAUCGCAACACGCUGGAACUAUUAAACGCGUCAUGUGUGGAGUGGGUGGAGUGCGCUGGGCGUUUCGUACGGCGGGCUGGCAACCCACACGCUCCGAAUGGCUCCUGGCCACUCGUUGCAUUCAGGCAGAGGAGAGGCAGCGCGUCUCCGAGUUCGUCUUUGUCGAGGAUGCCAAAGCAGCAAUGGCCGGCCGUUUACUUCUGCGGAAGGCGAUCGUGGAGAUGUUGGGUCUGCCAUGGGAGCGCGUUCGAUUGGGCCGUACCGCCCAGGGAAAACCCGUGCUGCUAACCUCUGACCCUCGCCCUGUUCUCGACUCUGAAAACGUCACGGAGCGUGGCCUGGACUCGGUUGGAGCCCUGGGCUUUAACGUGUCCCAUCAAGGGGACUUCACUGUGCUGGCUGCAGAGCUUGGACAUACCAUUGGGGUGGACAUCAUGAAACAUCAGCUGAGAGGUCGGCAGACCACGGAGGAGUUUUUCAGGCUGAUGAGCCGGCAGUUCACGCCACUUGAGUGGAGAACCAUCCGCAGUGGAGGCAGUGACUGGGAGAAGCUUGGGCUCUUCUACAGACACUGGUGUCUGAAGGAGAGCUACGUGAAGGGUGUCGGCGUUGGACUCGGCUUGAACCUGCAGCGGGUCGAGUUUCGGCUGGGAUCGCCGCGUGUCGACGUGUCGGCCGUGACGCAGGACACCAGGCUCUUCCUUGACGGCGCUGAGGACACCGGGUGGCUCUUUCAGGAGACGAUGCUGGAUGAAUCCCACUUUGUAGCUGUGGCUGUGAAUCAACACUCAACAGUCUGCCAGACAUCCAAAGGUCACAGGCGUGGCGAUGAAUCAUCGUGCGUGCGGCCGUUCGUCGCGCUCAGCUUCCAAGACCUCAUGUCGACGGCUGCCCCCUUGUCCCUUGAAGAACCAGAAUUCUGGGAAAAUUUUAAAGCAAAAAAUCUCAAAACGUUCGACACGUAGGGAAGAAUAAACACCAACGUGCGUUCCCUUGUUGAGAUGCAAAUUCUAUUUUAUUUUCGUGCCCCGCUUACAAUCGGGUGGCGUGGUGAAAGCCUCCAUACUUUUCUUAUCGCAGGUCAUUAAUGUGACAUUCUUGGCUUCCUUUCACCAUUGCCUCGGGAUGUAAAACAAAUACCUUGCAGAUAAUUAGCAAGAUAAUAAUAGAUGGCCACUGGUUAGGCAAGUGCAGGAUAUGCGCCUUUUUUAAAUUAGGUUUGUUUACCAAUGAUGGGGUUGCGGAAGAGGGUUACGGUUAGCCUGAAGGAAUGUGAUCAUUUAGCAACUUUUCUAUGCAAAGUGUCAAGUGUGAGCAAGAGCGAGUUGUGGUUAUUUGAGCGUAUUCAUCAGUGGAGUAAUACAAAACUAGAAUUCUGUUUUUAUUGGGUUACGCCGCCCAUGGGAGUCGAGAGAUUACACAUGCUCAGUGGCUUCCUUGAUUGAGGCUAAACAGAAUUUUAAUGAAAUGUUUUGCAGUCUGAGCUUUGUUCGAAGCGCACCGGUAAAAUGUCAGUUCUCGGAAGGCAACGUUGAUUUUGCAGUUUUGUUCACAUGCCCCUUGGAUAUAAAUACUCCUGUGAAGCAAUUCUGCCGAGCAUGCCUUUUGUGUUCCAGCGUCAUGGCUGAAUUUGAUAAGGGAUAAUUUCCAGAGGUCUGAGUUCUCUGCUAGCCUGUGGGACUCGGCUGCAAUGCAGCGUGUCAUUUAUCUGGGUCGUGGCAGGAGAUAGUUGGCACAGUACACGGGAAACUGAGUGCUAUUAUAAUUAAGUGGUAUCCUUUGGGGCAAUGCCGAUAUUUGUUUAAAAAAUUUGUCACGUCGAAAUUCUUCACCAGAUGACUGCCACUCUUAAUAGGUUUUUCAUAUUGCUGAAAUAAUGAAGCUGAAAUGAAAUGGAAGGCCUUUUAUUCAAUUCAUAGUUAGAUUGUCAAUCCUUGUGUAUGGUAUAUAUGUAAUGUUGAAUCGAGAACACGAGAAGGGAUUGGUCUUGAAUGGUGCCUAUUUAAAGCACCUUCCUGCUCAAAUGAGCUAUGGGGCUGCACUCAUUUCUUAGGGGCAGAGGCCCGUUUCUCCAAGGGAUGACCACCGGUUGAAUUUUCACACGGUUGUACUCGAACUGACUGGAAUUAGAACUUGCACCCGUCUUUUGGUGACCAGAAUGCUCAUAUCACAACACCAUUGGUGACUAAGCUCUACAUUGAUAUGGGACCACUAGAGUAAUUAUGGUACAAUGUAUAAUAACAAGAACAAUUUACAGCACCUUGUCAAUCCACUGCUGGAUGAAGGCCGCCUAGCAUUUGCGUAGGUAAUGGGGGUCUGUUUGACCAUAUUUCACCACAGUGGUCAAUUUGUGUUUGUGAAGGGGAGACUCGGCACUGGUUCAGAUAUUACUCACCAUUGAUGUUACCCAUGUCUAGGAAUUCAGUAUAAUACAGAAGGAAUCCAAUAAAGUUACAACAACAAACUAUGAAAACACGAUAGGAGUGCAAAGUAUAGAAAAGGUAAGGAAAUCAUGAAAAAAUAUUUACCAGGUAAAGCCCACUGAGCUAUUAGCUUCUUUUUUAGAAGCGAUCUGGCCACAAAUAAUAGCUCAAUGAAGUGGCUUGUCAUGUGGAAGUUAUAACUGCCAAAUUAUCUAAAACUAAACGCAUGCUGUUGAUUUAAAGCUUUCGUGACUGCAGGGAUUCAUAUUUUUAUUUAUUAUUUUAUUGUUUUCCUUCUACGUGACUUUACCGAAAGAACCAAAGAAUAUGAUAUAACCUUGGCAUCAUUCCUUCGCAUGCCAUCUUUUGCAUUAAUAAAAUGGGGUACUGGAAGAUGUAUUGAAUGCUCAUUUCUACAACUUCUCUGCUAUCUUUGCCGUCUAUACGCACUAUAUGAGUAUAGCUCAAAGAGUGAGUACUUGUAAUACGUUAUUAAGUUUGUUACAAACAUUUUUAGGAAUUGGCAUUUCUGCCACUUGUUAUCGAUCGUGCCACACAAGGGAUAUGGUUAUUGUCAACCGCGACCUGCAUAGCGGUGAGUGAAGCGAAGGGGUCACAGCGGGCUAGUGUGGAGAAUGAUGGGGCGUAAAGUUCCCGCUCGUACCGCUUGCGAAUUCUUAAUCCACUCGCAUUGUACCUCUGAUGAGCACGGUUGGCUACGCACGGUGCGAAAGAAGUUCAGCGUACACGCGUACGUGCUAUGCCACGGCAAGUGCGUGACUAGCACCCUAAUUUCAUUACGCUGUCGUCUUCUUACUUGAGCUCACGCGUGUCUAAAGGCGACACCGAUUUGGGCAGAUGCUCCUGCUUCUGGCCGACAUGGAAACGCGACUGCCACGCAGCACGCUUGCUAAUCGGUGACAUUCGCAGUGGCUCUCUCUUUUUUUUAUGGAUGAAGAAUCUGCAUUGAAAUGUUUCACGUCGGCUGCUGCCUGUUAUCAUUCCGUCGGCUGCGUGCAAGAUGUAAUCUCUCGGGGGAAAAAAAAGGAUUAUACGCCGUGCAUUAAAUCUACCGCAAUGCAGUUUAUCACCUAUUAAAAUGCUGAAUCUUGUUUUUUGUGUCACGUUCGGCCGAUUUUAUAAUUUCACAAUGAAUAAAACGCCGCUGAA
Molecule: messenger RNA, 4000 nt
Organism: Lethenteron reissneri (Far Eastern brook lamprey)
Lineage: Eukaryota; Metazoa; Chordata; Hyperoartia; Petromyzontiformes; Petromyzontidae
Gene: AASDHPPT
Product: aminoadipate-semialdehyde dehydrogenase-phosphopantetheinyl transferase
Cellular component (GO): cytosol
Molecular function (GO): magnesium ion binding; holo-[acyl-carrier-protein] synthase activity
Source: RefSeq, a predicted model, not a curated record